Fomitopsis serialis is the source of this 7520-nucleotide messenger RNA. Its product is annotated as nonmuscle myosin heavy chain b. The record is from RefSeq and is a predicted model, not a curated record. Gene Ontology annotation, cellular component: cytoplasm; vesicle; myosin complex. Gene Ontology annotation, molecular function: microfilament motor activity; actin filament binding; ATP binding. NCBI's taxonomy places the organism in Eukaryota, Fungi, Basidiomycota, Agaricomycetes, Polyporales, Fomitopsidaceae. The transcript has 18 exons. Gene Ontology annotation, biological process: vesicle transport along actin filament; actin filament organization. Bases 98 to 7120 code for a protein of 2340 amino acids.
GUUCGAGACGCGGUUGAACAGGGUUGAACUAUUCCAGACCAUCCCGGGCUUGCUGCUCGACUUCACGACCUCGCCGUGCACUAGCUCGCACGGCACUAUGCCUGUUCCACGGCUCUCUCAGAGCGCAGAGGCUGCGCGAGCGGCUGCGCAACAAGCCGAAUUCAACGAGAAGAAAUGGGUGUGGGUCCCCGAUGACAAGGACGGCUAUCUUGCGGGAUGGGUAGUGAAGGAGGAGGAGGACAUGGGCGAGGUCGUAAUUGCCUCUGGAGGAGAGAUACGAAGACUGCCAUUAUAUGCCCUCUCGAAGAUGAACCCGCCCAAGUUCGACCGCGUCGACGAUAUUGCGGACCUCACAUUCCUCAACGAAGCGAGUGUGGUACAUAAUCUCCGCCUAAGGUAUGGCUCUGGCGCAAUUUAUACAUACUCUGGCUUAUUCUUAGUGGCCAUCAAUCCCUACCAGCACCUUCCGCUCUACUCGGAUGCUAUCGUUCACCAAUACCGCGGGAAGCGGCGAGACGAGAACCCGCCACACAUCUUCGCCAUUGCUGAGCGGGCAUGGAUCAACAUGGGCGAAGAACGCGAGAAUCAGAGUAUCCUCAUCACCGGCGAAUCAGGCGCAGGUAAGACGGAGAGUACGAAGAAGGUCAUCCAAUACCUUGCUGCGAUCGCGACCGACGCACAUCCCCCGCCAUCCCACUCACAGUCUCCGUCCCUCACACAUUCCAACUCGUUCAACUCCAUCAUGCCGUCUUCCGGCCUGCCCCGUAGUAGCUCCUUCAAGAAGCACGGCAAGGGCCUCUCGUCGUCCGGAUCGGGAUUCACUUCGAAGGACCGCCUCGGCCUACUCGAGCGCCAGAUUCUGCAAGCCAAUCCCAUUCUGGAGGCGUUUGGUAACGCACAGACGCAGAGAAAUAACAACUCCAGUCGAUUCGGCAAGUUCAUCCGGAUCAGCUUCUCACCAGAUGGCAGCAUUGCUGGUGCGAACAUCGACUGGUACUUGCUCGAGAAGAGCAGAGUGGUAGUACGGAGUGAGGCAGAGCGGAGUUUCCACGUGUUCUACCAGCUGAUGGAGGGCGGUGGUAGCCUGAAAGAUACGUUACUUCUGGAUGGUGGCGUUGAGGACUACGAGUAUCUCAACAAGAGCAGGCGAGAAGUCGACGGGAUCGACGACAAGGAGGAGUGGGCGCUGCUUAAGAAUGCGCUGGAAACCGUCGGUUUCACUGCUGCUGAGCAGCUGGAUCUUUUCCGAAUCGUCGCUGCUGUUCUCCACAUCGGCAAUAUCACGCUCACCGAGACACGUUCGAACGACGCAGUCAUGCCUGACCCAUCGCAAGCGGAGCGUGUCUGCCAUCUACUCGGGAUCCCAGUUGCCGAAUUCACGAGGGCCUUGCUCCGUCCCCGCGUCCUAGCAGGGCGUGAGUGGGUCACGCAAGCUCGGACGCAACAACAAGCACUGGACGAGCUCUCGGCCCUGUGCAAGACGCUUUACGAGAAAUCGUUCGGCAUGCUCGUUGACCGCAUCAACCGUGCGCUUGACCGGCCGUCGUCUAAGUCGACGUUCAUCGGCGUGCUCGAUAUCGCGGGUUUCGAGAUCUUCGACGUGAACGGCUACGAGCAGCUGCUGAUCAAUUACACGAACGAGAAGCUGCAGCAGUUCUUCAACUACCACAUGUUUACGCUCGAGCAAGAGGAGUACGCGCGUGAAGGCAUCGAGUGGGACUACGUCAACUUCGGGCUCGACCUCCAGCCGACGAUCGACCUGAUCGAGACGAGCGGUACUGCCAUCGGUAUCUUGAGUCUCCUGGACGAGGAGUGUAUCAUGCCCAAGGCCACAGAUCUGACGUUCACGAACAAGUUGCAUGCGCUCUGGGCGAGUGAGCCGUUGCCUGGCGAUGAGCCACAUCCGGGAAGCUCGAAGUACGAGCCUGCGCGUUUCGAACAGGGCUUCAUCGUCAAUCACUACGCCGGCCGAGUGGAGUACAGGACAGAUGGCUGGCUGGAGAAGAACAAGGACCCGCUCAACGACAACCUCACACGCGUACUUGCAGCGUCUUCGGAGCGCUACGUUGCGUCGCUCUUUGCCGAGUACAGCGAGGCGCCGUCCAUCGUAGGCGCAUUGACCAUGGGCAAGAAGCGGGUCACGAAGAAGGGUGCCUUCAGGACUGUCGGCCAGAGACACAAAGAGCAACUUGCUGGCCUGAUGGCUCAGUUGCAGGCCACGCAACCGCACUUCGUUCGUUGUAUCGUCCCGAACACGCACAAGAAGCCUGGGCGAGUCGACGUGCCUCUCGUCCUCGACCAACUACGGUGUAAUGGUGUCCUCGAAGGUAUCCGCAUCGCGCGUCUCGGGUAUCCCAAUCGUCUCCCUUUCGUCGAGUUCCGGCAACGCUACGAGGUGCUCACUCCUGGAGUAAUUCCGCGUGGUUAUAUGGACGGUCGCAAGGCGUGCCUGCGUAUGGUCGAUGCGCUGGAGCUCGACAAAACCAACUUCCGUAUCGGAACUUCGAAGAUCUUCUUCAAAGCGGGAGUACUUGCCGAGCUCGAGGAGCGUCGCGAUGCACUGUUGUUCGAUAUCUUCUCGAGGCUGCAAGCAGUAGCACGGAAGUGGACCGCUAGGCGGCAGAUGAAGAAGAUACUGAAUCGCGCCGUUGCUGUCCGAACCAUUCAGCGGAAUGCUCGGGUCUACGGGGAACUGCGCGACUGGCCGUGGUGGCAGCUUUACACCAAAGUCAGACCUCUUCUGGCUGCGACUCGUAAUGACGAUGAGUUGCGGAAGAAGGAGGCCGAGCUGGCUCUUGCUAAAGAGCGUGCUGAGCGCGACCAGCGCGAGAAGGAGGCCCUGGAGAGCCUCAAGAUGCGCCUAGAGGCUGACAAGCGAAAGGUCGAGGAUGACCUUGAAGCGGAGCGUGCUCUUGCGUUGGACAAAGAUGCAUUGUUGGAUCGUAGCAAGAAACGAGAAGCCGAGCUCGAAGAGGAGGUGGCUGCGCUCCAAGCAGAUCUUGACAUCCUGGACUCCCAACUCGAUCGAGCCCUGAAGCUCCAGAAGGAGAGUGAAGAGAAGCACGAAACACUCCGGCAAGCUUUCGACCAAGCAGCGGAGCACCUCGUUCGUCUAGAGAGCGAGCAACAAGACUGGGAGAGCCGAGAGGUUGAACUCAACGAGCAAUUGGAUUUCGCUCAGGAAGAGAUUGACGCUAUCAAAGCUGAGCGUGAAAAUCUGGAAAAGCUCAGUGACGAGCUGAAGAACCUUGUUGCGCAAAGAGAAGAGGACUUGGCUCGCACGAAGGAGAGAAUGGAGUCGACUCUGUCUGACUUGGGAACUAAACUGACUACGGAGUCGAGGAACAAGGAUGCUCUUCGCGAGAAAGCCGACAGCCUCGAGGAAGAAUCCAGACAUGCCAAGCAACAGCUUUCGGAGCUGGCUCGGACUGCAACCGAUUACUCUGCCAUGAUCAAAGCCAAGGAGGAAGAGGCAGACCGUCUCGCAGCUGAACUGGACAAGUCAAAGGUGGAGCGCGGGCGAUUGAUGAAACAGAUCAGUGAACUGCAAGGCAAGGCGGAUGCGCUGACCGCAGAACUCCUAGCACAGCGUAGUGAUCGGGAACGCGACGCUGCUGUUCAAGCGAAACUCCAAGAGGAACUUGACGAACUACGGAGCGUGCUGGCAGCGAAGACUAGCGAGGAAACACGCCGCUCUGAAGUGGAGAAGAGCAAGGAACAGGAACUCGCUAACUUGCGCGCACAGACUAGCCAGCUGUCUCAAGACCUCGAUGACGCGCGCAGAUCCGCGGUGGAGGGGCAGACCAGACUUAAGGUCGACCUGGACACCCUGACUCGGGAACACGCUUCGCUCGAGAAAAGUCAUAGAUCGUUGUCCGAGCGGGAGCAGUCAGCUCGGAGUGAACUCAAGGUGGCUGAGACAUCCCUCGGAGAGGCUGUCAAAGCUAGGCGUACACUCGAGUCCGACUUGCAAGCUAUCCGGACCCGCCAAAUUGACACAGACGGCCAGUUGGCUGAAGUGCUCAAGGAGAAGGAGCACCUCGAGCGCCAGCUCACCACAAUGCAAAGCAAGUUCGAGGAUUCUGAGGACGUCGUACUCCAGCUCGAGCGGGAGAAGGGUGCUCAUGAUCGACAGAUGGAGACCGUCAAGAAACAACUCAAUGGCGAGUCGGCGAAACGCAGCCAGCUCGAAAAGUCAGCCUCUUCUCAGAAGCAAGAGAUAGCGCGGCUGAAGGACAUGAAUAUCAAACUCGAUCGCGAGCUCAACAAGGCGCUGUCUGAUCUGAAGGCCCGCGAGUGGGAAGUCAAGCAGCUAGAAGCACGCCAAGACAAGACCAUUGUCGAGCAUGUUCAUGUCCUCGAAGAGGCGAAACGUGUCACCGAUCGACAGUUGCAGGAAGCUCAGCAGGAGUUGCAGGCCAGGGAGGCUUAUAUUCGAUCGCUCGAGAAAGCAAGAAGUAAGUUCAUGAUCGAAGCGGAGGAUCUUGUUCGAGACAGGGAAAGCGAACAAUUGCAACUUCGUGCCAAGGACAAGAAGAUCAAGGCAGAAGAGGACAAGGCUAUCCAGGCUCUCGCUGCGCUAGAGAAGGAGCGGCGCGCGAGGGAGGCAGCAGAACUCCACGUCAAGCGGUUACAGAACGAUCUCGAGCUCUCGCAGAGUCAGGUCUCGGACGCCGCGCAGCAGCUGGCAAGCGUACAGAAGGCGAAAGACAAUCUCGAGCUCGAGCUUACGAGACUUGCUGAUGAAGGUGAUACCCCCAACUCUACCGCGAAGCUGCAGCGCCAGUACGAGGCGCGCAUUGCUCAGCUUGAAGACCAGCUGCAGGACUCGGAGAUGUCAAAGACCACAGCGGCUAGGAUCAAGGAACAGGUUGACCGUCAACAUGCUGAAAUACGUCGGCUGAUCAUGAGUAGUGGUCCGAAGGACGACUCGUUCCGAUCCCGCUUGCUCAGAGAACUCGAGCUGGCAGACGAAGAGAUGGAGCGAGAGAUGUCCGUCCGACGCCAUGCCACUGGGUCUGACGUCCGCUCACUCGCUAAUUUGACGCCUUCCAAACGUUCUCUCGCCCAGACAAACGGCGUGCCCCGGUCUCGCAAAGACUCACAUCCCGAUGCGAUCCGCGUGCAGGAGAAUAGACAAGCUCAAGUCAACGCUCUCAAGCAGCAAGUCCAGAUACUCGAAAUUCAGAUGGCUGCUUCUACACGAGUGAGGCAGUACCUUGAGCAAUCGCUGCGGGAGAUGACCGCUGAGUUCGAGAACUCGGAUGGCUCGAAGCAGUCGCUGGAGCAAUAUCGCGCACGCCUUGCGAAAGAGAACGCUCGACUCGCCGAGUUGCUUGAGGACGAGGCUGAGGCAAGGCGGGCUGCCGAAGCUGCUCAGUUGAACGGUGUACAAGCAAUGUGGGACAAAUUCCAAGCUACUAUCCAGAACGAAAGGGACAGCUACUCCCGUUUAGAGGAGUCGCGGAAAGCUUUGGUCGUCCAACAACGUGCCGCUGCCGUCGAGCUUGAGGAUCAGCGUCGACAAGUUCAAGAACUGCUGACGGCAAAGAAACAGAUGCAGACUGAGAUUGCAGACCUCAAAGAUCGCUUGGAAGUGGAGAUCGUCGCGAAGAACGGGGAGACCAAUGCCAGGCGGGAGCUGCAGUCACGUCUCCAAGAGCUGGAGAUCACGUCUUCCACUUCCUCCACUGUCCACUCAGAGUUGCAAGAGGCCGUCGAGACUUACAAAGUCAAAGUCGAAUCUUACAUCAAGAAGCUCGAAGAAGCGGAGAUUUCCAAGGCGAAGAUUGCUCGUGCAGAAUCGCACUCGCGUCGCGCAUUGGCUGAUGCGGAGAAGGCUCAUGCAGAUGCAAUUGCUGAGAGGAACGCUGCUGAAGAGAGGCUCAAGACUGCAGGAGAGCGUAUCAGGGAACUUGAGUCAAGGCUGGACGAAGAAGGCAGGGAAUCCUCAGAUCUGGAAUUACUGCGGCAACGCCUCGCUGAGGAGAUGGAGGAUGAACGCAAGCAUCAUCAAGAAGAGCUUUCGGAGCGAGACUUCACGGCAGAUCAGACGCGUAAGAAGUAUCAGGCGGAGCUUGCGCAGCUGAGCGAGGAACUGCAAUCGCAACGCGACACCAUGAGCAGGCUGCGCGAGGAGAGCAGGAAGAUCCGGUCACACUACGACGAACUUCAAUUGCGUCAUGACGAAGAAGUAUACAACGGUGGAUCCUGGAAGAAGGACAAAGAACGUCUGGAGACCAAGAUUCAGGAUCUCACCAAGGCAUACGAUUCUUCGACCGCUGCGCAAGCAGAACAACAGUCGCAAAUUGUCUCGCUGCACUCACAGGUCCGCGAGCUUCGCAGUGUGCUCAACGACGCAGAGGCGGACCGUGCCCUCCUCCAGAAGGCGCGGCGUGCGUUACAGGCGGAGCUAGAAGCGAUCAAAUUCGACUCCGUGGACACGACGAAGAUGUCCUCCGAGACCGAACUACAGAAGCUCCGGCUGGAGAAGCAAGACUUGGAACGCUCGCUUGAGGAGCAGAACGAUAGAGUGGCGAUGGCUUUUGAGAGGAUGAAGAAGGCUGAGGGCUACGCUACGGAAUGCCAGGUCGAGCUGGGCAAGACACGCGUGGAGAACUCGGAGCUCGACAAGCUCAACGCGAAUCUGGAGAAGCAGAUCAAGGAGCUCAAUCUCCGAAUCGUCGACCUCGAGACGAAGUCGCUCAACGUACCAAGGCCAUCGUCGACGUCGUCGCGCCGGCUCGAGAGCCGUAUCGAGGAGCUGACGAAUCAGCUCAACCAGACUUCCAAGGACAGCUCACGCCUCCACCGCUCUGCGGACAAGACCGCGCGCGACGCGCGCUUCCAGCUCGCGGAGGCGGAGCGACAGCGGCAACGCCUUGAAGAGGAAGUGAGGUCGUAUGAGGGCAAGAUUACGAGCAUGAGGCAAGCAAUGGACGAAUUGCAAACCUCCGAGAACAGCCUGCAGCUGGCGAAGCGCCGCGCAGAACGCGAGAAUGGAGACCUGCGUCAGCAAUCACUGAACCUUGAGAGAGAAGUCGAACGGCUCAGGAGUCGUCUCGAGCGUCCCGCAUCAUCGGUGAUGAUGAGCUCACCGGUGAGCUCGCCCCGGAAAUGAACACACGGACCUUACUGUAUAGGCCAUUUCUUAUUUUCUGUUCUGUUCUGUGUGCGGAUGAACAUGUAUGUCUUGCUAUUGCUCGCUCCAUUAUUUUUUCAACCCUCCGAUCCUGGUCCUGUAUUAUCAUGGUGCUACCUCAUGUUGUGAUACCUCCCUCGCUGCCCACCGCCCACUGCCGUUUGCGUUACCCUCCUACCACUGUAUCCCUCUGAUUCCCCAACUACUUACUCAAGGGCUUACGACCGCUCCAUGUCACGCAUUACGCAUAUUAUUAUCGGCUUUGGCAAUGAAACCACGUUCUCGUCCGGAGGGCAACGCAUUGUUCAAAUGUUCGGCCAAAACGUUGAAGACCAUGAGGGUAACAUUGACUCACGAUUAACUUAUUACAAUCUUCGGC